This is a messenger RNA of Solea senegalensis (Senegalese sole), 2972 nucleotides long. RefSeq names its product natural resistance-associated macrophage protein 2-like. Gene Ontology annotation, cellular component: plasma membrane. Lineage: Eukaryota; Metazoa; Chordata; Actinopteri; Pleuronectiformes; Soleidae. Gene Ontology annotation, molecular function: manganese ion transmembrane transporter activity; iron ion transmembrane transporter activity; cadmium ion transmembrane transporter activity. The record is from RefSeq and is a predicted model, not a curated record. The transcript has 17 exons. Bases 205 to 1893 code for a protein of 562 amino acids. Gene Ontology annotation, biological process: metal ion transport.
AACCAGACCGGUAUGUUCACGAACACUGCGCAUACGCAGUGUGUGUAGAAAUACGACUUAGCGGUAACGUGCUACUCCGUUAGCUUUGUGUACAUUUUUGUUUUAAAGAGCUUUUAUUGCGAAAACACCGACUCUUCCGCAACAUUUACCAAGGGGGGCUGAUAUUCAUCCCUCAAAUUCCCAGGGAUCCCUCAGCCUGCCCCGAUGAAGGCUGAGCAAGACGGAGACAUUCUCGAAGAGGACUCUCCUGAGGAGAAUGGAGUCCAGAGGAACCAGUACAGCACCAUCUCUCCCCCCGCCUCACCUGAGGUCCAGGAAGAGCCCUUCUCCACAUACUAUGAGGAUAAGGUGCCCAUUCCCGAGAGUGUCAACCAGGUAUUCAGUUUCCGUAAACUCUGGGCUUUCACUGGACCAGGGUUUUUGAUGAGCAUCGCUUACUUGGACCCAGGAAACAUCGAAUCUGACCUGCAGUCUGGAGCUAAAGCUGGCUUUAAGCUGCUAUGGGUUCUUCUUGUAGCCACCAUUAUCGGGUUGCUGUUGCAGAGGUUAGCUGCACGCCUUGGGGUCGUAACGGGGAUGCACCUGGCUGAAGUUUGUAACCGCCAGUAUCCCACUGUUCCUCGGAUCAUCCUUUGGAUGAUGGUCGAACUAGCAAUCAUUGGCUCAGACAUGCAGGAAGUCAUUGGCUGUGCCAUAGCUCUCAACCUCCUCUCUGUGGGCAGGAUCCCACUGUGGGCAGGAGUCCUCAUCACCAUCACUGACACAUUUGUGUUCCUCUUUCUAGACAAAUAUGGGCUGAGGAAACUUGAAGCCUUCUUUGGCUUUCUCAUCACUGUAAUGGCUAUUAGCUUUGGUUACGAGUAUGUGCUGGUAAAGCCAGACCAAGGGGAGCUGCUGAAGGGGAUGUUUGUACCUUACUGUGCUGGCUGUGGGCCUCUGCAGCUGGAGCAGGCAGUGGGAAUUGUGGGUGCUGUCAUCAUGCCCCACAACAUCUACCUGCACUCAGCUCUGGUCAAAUCUCGGGACAUUGAUCGCAAAAAUAAGAAGGACGUAAAGGAAGCCAACAAGUACUUUUUUAUCGAGUCAACUGUCGCUCUCUUCAUCUCUUUUCUCAUAAACGUAUUUGUCGUGGCUGUCUUUGCUCAGGCCUUCUACAAUAAGACCAACAUGGAAGUGAAUGCAGUGUGCAAUGCAACAGGCAGUCCUCACACAGAUCUCUUCCCUCUGAACAACGGCACAUUGGAAGUGGACAUCUACAAAGGGGGCGUCGUGCUUGGCUGUUUUUUUGGCCCUGCAGCUCUAUACAUCUGGGCCAUAGGAAUCCUGGCUGCUGGACAGAGCUCCACGAUGACAGGCACUUACUCUGGGCAGUUUGUGAUGGAGGGUUUCCUGAACCUGCGGUGGUCUCGAUUUGCACGAGUGCUGUUGACCCGCUCCAUCGCCAUCACACCUACUCUGCUGGUAGCCAUUUUCCAGGAUGUGCAGCAUCUGACGGGCAUGAAUGACUUCCUCAAUGUGCUUCAAAGCAUGCAGCUUCCAUUUGCUUUGAUCCCAAUUCUGACCUUCACCAGUCUGACAUCCAUCAUGAAUGACUUUGCAAACGGAAUGGUGUGGAAGAUUUCCGGAGGCAUUGUCAUCCUGCUGGUUUGUGCAAUCAACAUGUAUUUUGUGGUGGUUUAUGUGACGUCACUGAACAGUGUGCUGCUCUACGUCGUUGCUGCUCUCCUCUCCGUUGCCUAUCUGUGCUUUGUAGGCUACCUGGCAUGGCACUGUCUGGUCGCUUUGGGGGUUUCCUGCCUGGACUUUGGCAGCAGGAUACAAAUUGGACUUCCACGACACACAGACAUUUACCUGCUGAACGACAUGGACGUCGAUCCCGCGGUUGAGAGAUAAGACGACGUGUUGCGAGUGGACGUGGAGCUGUGGUGACUGACGGACACUGACUCACUUGAGCAAAGCAUGGGAUGAACCCAGGGGCUUGGUCAGUAGGAGUUCAUCUUCACCUCUCGGUGCCUAACACAUUUCUAAGUGCACUUGAUGUGAGCCCACAGAUGUCUAAUCGUGUUUGUUUUUCCACAUACACUGCUGAAAACAUGCUGCAGGUCUAUGACGAGACAAUUGUGCAAAUUAUGUUAUAAAAAAUGGGCUAAAAAAAUUAGGCUUGUUUCGAACAUGUGGUUCUUGUGACCUCAUGUCCAUAAAAUGGGCCUCUCCAAUUCACUUUCCAAUUUAGAAUUGCAAAAAAAAUGUGUAUUUGGCCAUUUAGUUUAGUUUUUUAGUUUAGUUCUUGUAUAUGUUAUUAAUAUAAGAAAAAUAGUCACCAAAGCUAUGUUUAAAAGUGGGACCAAGUGGCCACCCCUUUUAUCUAAUUUAUAUUUAAAUAAAUAUUUAAAUUAAUAUAAAGUACAAACAGUCUUGCAACAAGUUACGUAUGGACAUGUCCUACCGUGUCCUUUUUAUUAAUCAUGUAAGAGAAUGACAGUUUCAUGUCACUUUUUCUUACAGUAAUGCAAAAAAUAUUUUUGUAAUAUGUUUUGCUUUUGGAGAUGUUCACAUCUGUUUGUCUUUUUACAGCUAACUCAGCUAAAGUUAAUGUGGUAAGAUAAAAAAUAGAAAAUAAAUUAUUUCAGUGGUUCCUGGUGCUGGGAUCCAUAAAAGAUAACAGCACACGCUUUUAGCCACAUGAUAAUACAUGUAUGUGUUUUGUAGCACAUGUAUACAUUCCCAUUCAGUAUGUGAAUGAAAAUAUCCUUCACAACUUCGGCCAGUGUGUUUUUAAGAUGGGCUCAUUUAUGAGUGGUUUGUCAUUUUUAAAAAGUGCUCCUUGGACUUUUAUGUAGUUUUUUAACUUUGUUUUGCUUUAGCAUGUUGGGGCAUUAGAGGCAAGUAGCCGUUUUUGUUAAGUUUUUUUUUUUUGAUGAAGCCAAAUUUGUGAAGAGUGUGUAUAGGUGUACAUAAGUGCACUCGGGUUA